Molecule: messenger RNA, 969 nt
Organism: Suillus plorans
Lineage: Eukaryota; Fungi; Basidiomycota; Agaricomycetes; Boletales; Suillaceae
Product: eukaryotic rRNA processing
Exons: 4
Coding region: 1-969 (322 amino acids)
Biological process (GO): ribosomal large subunit biogenesis; rRNA processing
Cellular component (GO): nuclear periphery; nucleolus; preribosome, large subunit precursor
Source: RefSeq, a predicted model, not a curated record
AUGCACCCAGACCUACCGUAUCUUGCACAUUCGCAUUUGGAUGAGGGCUCAGCCGGUGACAGUGAGGAGGUUGAGGAGGUUGAAGACCAGGAAAAUCUUGUGGAUGAGAGUGAAGCAGAUUCAGAUGGUUCAGAAGAUGUGAUGGCACUUGAUGAUCUCGAAGACGGUCAUGUUGAUGAAGAUGUAGUUCCAGAACAAAAAGUCGAAAUCGACAAUACCGUUGCUCUUCGUCGUAUAAGAGAGGCAAUUCGACUCGACCCAUCAUUAUCGUGGACAGAAACCCUCGUCAUAUCGUAUCCUCAAGUAAUAGAGGUCGAUGUAGAUGACGACCUCAAUCGCGAGCUUGCGUUUUAUAAACAAGCACUACAUGCUGCUAAUACUGCCCGCACGCUUGCUGCCUCUCAUUCUCUGCCUUUUACGCGCCCUUCAGAUUAUUUUGCAGAGAUGGUCAAGUCCGACGCGCACAUGGAGCGUCUUCGUUCACGGUUACUCGAUGAACGUGCCGGGAUCAAGAAGUCGGAAGAGAAGAGAAGAGAGAGGGAGGGGAAGAAGUUUGGCAAGCAGGUGCAGAUGGAGAAGCUCAAGGAAAGAGAACGUAGCAAGAAGGACAUGGAAGAGCGACUUAAAGGGCUCAAAAGAAAACGCAAAGGUGCCCUGGAAAAUGCUGAGGCAGAUGGCGCGGAUGGCGAUGCAUUUGAUAUCGCGGUUGAAGACGCCAUUGCUGACAGGCCUGCUAAGCAUGCCAAAGGCCCUGGUGGGAAGAAAAUAACGCGUAAUGCACGCGAUCAAAAAUUCGGCUUUGGUAGUCAAGGCCGGAGGUCAAAACAAAACACCAAAGCCUCUACCGACAAUUUUGAUUCUGCACCAGGAAAAAGAGGUGGUCAUGGGUCAAAGGCAGGACGAGGGGGAGCAGGAGGUAGUAAGAGGCCAGGAAAAAGCAAACGUGUCGCCUCUAGGAGUCGUAAAUAA